Molecule: messenger RNA, 10637 nt
Organism: Paramuricea clavata
Lineage: Eukaryota; Metazoa; Cnidaria; Anthozoa; Malacalcyonacea; Plexauridae
Source: the annotation of a GenBank genome assembly
UCAGAAUGGAAAGAAGAAAAAAGUGCCUCUAAGAUCCACAUGAUUCCCUGCGUAUUCAUGAGCAAGAGGACAAAAGAUUCCCGCAAUGGUAAGGAAGCUGAACGCGCGCUCUACAAUGUGUUAGAAAGAAUAAACACUGAUCAUAAAAGUCAGAUUACGUACUAUUCUGGGAAAACGUUUGGUUUUGUUUUCCAUAAUCUAACCUUCGACGACGAGGAAAUAGAUUUUGUCUUUUUAACAACUUAUGGCUUAUUGAUUAUGGAAUGCAAGGGUUUAAUCAACCGCAUACUUGUACAGCCGAGAUACGAAGAAGCGUGCAAUCAAUUGAACCAACAAACAACAAAACUACUUGACAGUCUUCGCUUAUCUAGUGAUAUCCCCAUCCUGAAGGUAGUUGCUUUUCCACUGUUAAACAGGUGUGAUGUAGAGCCUGUGAAUGAAACCCGCGUUCUCUUUAAGGAAGAUCUGAAUGAUCUUAACAACUUUUUGAGACGGUCAGGCUUUCUCGUACGAAAAAAUGCCAUGAGGUUUGAAAAAUAUGUUCAGAUCGCGAAAAAAUUUCUCGUGAAGUAUCAUUCGCAUGGCAAAAAGUUUAUGAAUUGUCGCGAAUUUAAGCGAAGAGGAAUAUCGGAUUGUACAAACAGUCUACAAAGAACUUUCAAAACUAAAUUUUAUACGAAGGAACAGGCGAUGCUUUUGAAUGUUGAUCAUUGUGAAGAUGUGUGGGUUACUGGACCUGCUGGCACAGGAAAAACGCUUGUGUUAAAAGAUCUAGUCGAGAAGUUAGCAGAACGUUAUGCACAUGAAGACAGUAAGAAGAUUCUGGCAAUUACCUACAAUCGUCCAGUCAAUAAGGAUAUUGAGUAAGUGUUUCUACAUUGCUAUACGUAUAAAUAACCCCAUUUCCCCUUGUGUUUAUUCUCCUGUGUAGCCGUAAAAAAGGGUCUCGUCAUGGUGUUCCAAAUGGUGACGGGGACAUGGGUAUGCGGUAUGCGUACGAUUCGUACGCAGGCUACUCGACAAGUUCAACUGCUAUUUUGCACCAUCAUUCUUCUUUUGAAGAAACUAUUUUUCCAACUAUUUUUGCCAGCAGCGAAUAUUUUUACAUUGUCACUUCCAUCAACUUAGGUGUACUUCACCUUGCGACAAACUCUUUCAAUGCUUGUUUAAACGUAUAAUACAGCGCCCUGGUACACAGCCAGAAGUCUCACAGGCCUGUCGCAAGCUGUUGAUUUUACCGGCUUGCGGCAAGUUGUCAACAAGUCGCGACAGGUCUGUUGGUUUCGUCAGGCGGUAACAGGCUUGCGGGUACAGGUCUGUCGCAAGCUGUUGACAACAGAGCCGUAGCGACUUGUUAAAACAACCCGCUACAAACAUGUUACUAACAAGAGAUAACAGGUCUGAUAGAACAACUUGCAACAGGUCUGUUCCAACUUGUUCCAACAGACCUGUCGCGAGUUGUUUUUGUCAAGUCUGCAGCAAGCUUGUUAUCAGACCUGCGACAAACCUGUCCACAACAAACAAUUUUUGUCCUGUCAACAAGUUUCAACAAGCCUGUUGUUGGGAAACAAAUCGAAAAUGUGAGUGAAGAGAAAAAUCGCACGAAAUAGACACGUCCGGCUUCACUUUCUCAUUCAAUCAUUGUCAUUGGUGGCAAUAUUAAAUGACAUAUGAGAGACUAUAGUAUAUAUUCUCUGAUUAAAUGCAAAAGCCGCUGUUUUCUUUUUAAAAAAUAGUUCCGAUAUCCAAAAUCCAAAUUCCAUUUUACUGACGUGUGCUAUCGCUAUAUUUCUUUAAUCUGAUUGGAUAAAGGCGUGUGCACACGUCAUCAUCCUCGUUGCAAUUGGACGAAAUUAUUAAUUAGGGACUCACGUCCUGUUGUCCUUACCUUCGGUCAUUUGAUUGUAAAGUUAAAAAUAUAUAUAUAUAUAUAUUACAAACAUAUCAAUCACGUAAUCAUGUUUAGUUGUUUUUGAAUUUUGAGCCAAACAAAAUUUCAACAACUGCCUCAAACAAAAUCAAACAAGUUCAAAGCUGUUUUGAUUUUUGAAGAAACUGUGGCAAUGAGAAGACAAGAUCUAGAGCUUAAGAAAUGAAAAAUACAUGAGCAACGAGUGUUCACUGCAACGUUCUUCAUUGUUGAUAUGAAUAUGAAAUUCGUUAUAUAAUUUCUUUCCAAUUUCAAGUGAAAUCAUAGGCAGGUAGAAUGCACCAAUAAUGCUUCCAAAUGUCAAUUUGCUUUAAGCUCGCCACAUUCCUUUGUCAUUUGUCGCGCGCCGCAAGCACUCAAUUGAAAAGCAGUGUUGAUUUGUGUUGAUAUUUUGUGUUGAUAUAUAUAGAUUAUACCUAUAUAUAGAUUAUACCUAUAUAUAAUCAGUGUUGAUUAUACCUAUAUAUAAGCAGUGUUGAUUUGUGUUGAUAUAUAUAGAUUAUACCUAUAUAUAGGCAGCCCGUAUUAUACCUACUGUAGGUAUAAUCUAUAUAUAUCAACACAACAGGUGGGCAAUUUGUCUGAGCAUGCGCGAAGAAAAUCAAUAUGGCGACAUAUAUUAGGAGUGUUUCGUGAAUUUUUGUGGUUUUAAAGCUGAUAAAACAACAUUUUAAUGAACGAAAACUUUGUAAUAUUUAGUGGAAAACAUUAAGCUAUGCAUUCCAAAGGUUUUAAAUUGAAAAUAAGUACUUUUGCUUUAUUUUAUUGCUUUUUAUGCUUUGAAAACAGGCAAGCUCAUUUUUUGGCAAAAAUCUAAUCUAAUAUUUUACCCAUCAUUUGUUUAAUCUGAACAGAAAUAGAUAGAACACUUGGCUAUAUAAGUUACAAAGGUAUUGUUAGCUUAUCUGAAAGAUUUCAGUAUUCCUGGUACACAUUUUAACAAAGAAUGAAAUGUAAUUUCAAGAAUUUAAUAUGCAUAUCACAAACAACAGUUUUUAUUAGAACAACACAUAAUAAGUUGUUAUUUUCUAUUUUUACAAAAACAAGUUUGGAAACAGGAUUUAGUCCUCCAGCUUGAUGUCAUAUUCCAUUUAUUUGGAUAUUUCAAUAAAGGAAUGUGAAAUAAUAAUUUAAUCUUGUGCAAAAUUUGAUACCAACACACAUGUGAACAGACACUAUCACCUAAAAAUAAAAGAAAACAGAACUUAAAUUUAUCAUCUAAUGCUAUGAAAAAAUCUUAGAUACUACAGGCAUAUAGUGAGCACAAUUCUUUAACAAACUCACUAAAAUAAGUUAAGUUAUACUAUGAUAAGAGGAUGGCAAUAGAUAACAACAUCAAAUGUUGUCAUCUUCAGUGUCCAAAAAAAGUGCCGCGCGCAUUUUUCGUGGUCACAUAACUGUUAUUGCCACAAACCCAGGUGAAAAAGCAAUUAGAAAAACCUGGUUUUGGGUGAUGAGCAUAGUCAAAUUCUUGACUUAUUCAAUUUUCUAUGUUUUUCCAGGUAAACAGAUUAAACAUUGAAAUAAGCCACAUUCGGGACCCCAUAGAAUCCAAGCUAUUGUGUAUGGACCAGACUUUUUUCAAUUUUCUGUGAUUUACAUAACACUAGGUAUAAUUUAAGGGUCAACCAGUAUUGUUCAAGACAUAUUUUCCUUCCAGAACACCUUUUCAAAAUAUUAACCCAAACAUAUCAAAAAUAGUGUACAUUUUAUACAAGGGCAAUUUCAACCCUCUGGCACAUUUUUCCCAUGAAUGAUUUCAAUUCUAAUAAAAAGACUAUAGAUAAAACUUUGAUUUAAAGCUAGUUUGAAGUGAUGAGCAUACCCUAAUUUUUACGCUACACCUCAAAGAAGAUGGGCCAUUUCAACAUAAACAUGGAAAUAUGGGUAUACUGACAGCUCUGUCACACGUGUAGUUUGACAUUAGCAGCCCUUCUGAAACAUUUUAAUGAAAGUAUAAUUCACAAAAUUCACAUUUUCACUUCUUAACAUCUGUUUUAAUCCAACUAGCUCUGUAGGCACGAUCGAAAUUUAGUGUUGAUGUAAAAAUCCAUUUAGUUCAUGUUUCCUCGGUGAAAAUAUAGUCUAUUCCAACGCUGAUUUCGACGUACUUUAGCUUUUCAAAAACUGUUGGCCUUCCUCAGUGAGAUUAUCAACUGUUUCACAAACAUAUUUGAUAGUAAACAGCUAAAAUAUUCUCCGAAAGUCUAUAUUUUUGCUUUUCGACGCGAAAAUGGCAACUCAAGAAGAAAUGAGCCGCUAUUUUUGGUCAGCGUCGACAAAUUGCCCACCUGUUUAUCAACACUGCUUUUCAAUUGAGUGCUUGCGGCGCGCGACAAAUGACAAAGGAAUGGGGCGAGCUUAAUGCAAAUUGACAUUUGGAAGCAUUAUUGGUGCAUUCUACACGCCGUUUUGGGCUUCCUAUGGUGAAAUCUGCGAAGACGCCUUAUUGAAGCUUUGUGUUAUUAUAUGUACUAUCUUGAAGAAAAAUAUGCAAGUAGGUUGUCAUAUUUCGGUCGUACUUGAACACCAAAUUUUGAAAAUUGUUUACGAUAAGAACCUUUCUUUAAUUUGUCGUAUUUUUUCGGCAGUUUUGCUCAAAAAAUAUCUCGCAAGUUUGUUUAUAAGUGUUUAUAUGAAAGUCUGCCUAUUUCACGAAACACUACAACCGAAAUAUGGCAACCUGUUUGGCCGUUUUUUGUUCAAAAUAGUGGAUACACAAGCUUCACAAGGCGCUUUUCUCGGUUUGCAACAGGUCUGUCGCAAGUUGUGGAAAACAGCAUUGCUGCAGUCCUGUGUCAACAACUUGCGACAGGCCUGUUGAAAACAGCAUUGCUGCAGCUCUGUCACAACAACUUGCGAAAGGAAAAAUUUGAAAAAAAUCAUGAUUUCUAGCUUCGAAAAAAAGCUUUUUGAAGUUGUCAAUUUGUCAUAUCAAUUAAUGGAUUUGGCAUGUCCGAUUGUCUGUUGAGACUUGAGAGAGUUAAAGACUUAAAGUUACAGUCAAAUCCGGUUCGCCUUUGACCUGAACAUUGCUAUAAUGAUAUACAAUUUUGCAAUUUUGAUUGACAUUUGUGUCGUGCAAUUUCCAACUGUCGAGGUAAAUUGCUAUUUGAUAAUUGCAAAUUUGCGCGCAAUUUGCACAGAGUAAUACUAUAGAUUCCUUUAUUCUUUGCCUUGGAAUAUUCAAUCGAAAUGGCGAAUAUUCACCGUCACACUUCAACGCCACUCGCUCCAGCCAAAAGAGAAAAGAUUAUUGCUCUGUGGUCCACAGGCUGUAAUCAAACAGAAAUUGCGAGACAGUUAUUAUUGUCCAAACAAACGGUCUCAAACAUAAUAAAUAAAUUUGUUGAAAGAGGAACAUUGAUGCCCGGGCAAGGGGUAAAACAAAGAAGCGUCAGUACACCAGCAGUGGUUGAAUUCGUGGAGUACUCAAAAAUAACGAAGCCAAGCAUAUAUGCAGCCGAAAUUCAAAGCGAAAUGGUCAACCUUGGCGUUUGUGCAGCGGAUAAAGUUCCUUCGCGCACAACAAUCUCCAGAAUUUUAAAAAAUGAUUUAAAUUUUACAUUUAAGAAGCUAACUCCCAUCCCUUCCGAAUCUAUUACAAUACCAAACCAAAACAGAACACUAGAUUACAUUAUGUUUAUGUCCGGAGCAGACCCAUCCAAAGUACACUUCUUCGAUGAAUCCUCAGUCACAAAAACAACGCCAAAUCGCACAUAUGGACAUGCAAAAAGGGGCGAAAAAGCCUUGGAAGUUCAAAGAUAUUCUUCCAACUGUAAUUACACGGUCAACCUCUUACAUAGUCGUUUUGGUGUGGACUAUUUCAACAUACUAGAAGGACCUUCAAACGGGUUAGAAAUGUUACAUUUCUUUGAUGAAUGUCUGCAACUUAUUGAUGGUGUGUAUGGAAAUCCUAUUCUUGCUGAUGGUGAUAUGGUUGUAAUGGACAAUUGCGGUUUCCAUCACGGGGCAAUGGCUGAAAAUGAGUUACGGACUAUGUUAGCAAACCGUGGAGUUGAUUUGAUUUUUCAGCCACCGUAUAGCCCGGACUUUAAUUCAUGUGAGUUCUGCUUCAGAAAUAUGAAAUUGUUCUUACGUAAGCACGAACAAUAUGCAAUAAAUUUCACAGAGCUUGCAAUAAUGGAUGGCUUACAAACAGUCACUCCAGAAGUAUCCCAAAAGUUUUUUCAACAUUGUGGAUUUAAUAUCUGACUAUAUCAAGUAACAAUGUAAUUGUGCUGCUGUAUGUUUGAACAUGAAUACAUCAUGGAUUUUUGAUUUUAUGUUUGUUACCUGAACUAAAUUAUAGGAAAAUUUGUAUUUACUGUAAUACUAAAUGAAACAUGAAUAAAAUUUGAAAGUGUAACAAAUCAAUCUUGGAAUUAGUGUAUUUACUACAGUAAACCUGCAUGAUAAUACAGUAACACAAGAGUUUUAGCAAAACCAUAUAAUAUAAAUCGGUAAAAUACGCGCAAUAUGAAUAAAUGUUGGUUCAAGUAAAGUUUUCAAUUACAGUAAAUUAAUCAACAAUGACAACAAAAUGUUUUUGUUAUCAAACACAAUGUCAACUGAAUAAAAAAUGUUAGAUGCUAGAUUGCUAGUCCAAACUUUAUAGAAACGCAUAACUAUUAGACAAGUCAACACAUUAUUGUCUGUCAUUGUUAUUAAUAGCCACGGCUAUUGUGGCUAAUUCUUCUAAAGAGCAUUGUUCCGGCUUAUUUUGAGUUUGCAACUUAUUUGCGUCUGAAUUGCCUUUGACAUUGGCAUUGCUUUGACACUUCGCUUGGUAAAUAGGGCAUUUACUGUCGAAAUUAAAUCCGCCAUCGUCAGAGCUUGCACUUUCCAAGUCAGAAUUACUGCUACUACUUGAGCUUCGGUGAUGUCUUCGCUUUUUGUUACCGUUUUUUCCACGAGAUUUCUUUUUUCUCUUUCUGUGUUGUUUUUUAUGCACUUUUCGGGACGACUUCUUGCUCUUUUUGUUGGCCUUCGCAUCGACAGAAGAAAACGAGCUGUCGCUUUCAUCGGUACUUGAAUCAGUUGAAUCUCGUUUCCUUUUCGCGCGUUUCCUUGCUUUGCAUGAGACCGGAGAAACGGCAACACUGAUUGUACUACACAUAACGUUUGACGUACUCGCAGAAUUACAGGAAUUCUUAACUUCGCUUAUUGCUUUUGUUUCCUUCUCUAACAAUGACUGAAACAAUAAUUUGUCUUCACCUGUGUUUUCAGGAACUUUAUUAUGGCAAGCCAUCCGUAAUUUUGCCAUGUCCUUUUGCAGGUCUAGCUUACCACUUGCAGUUUUUAAAGAGUAUUUGUCCGGGAAUGCUCGAGUAAGACGAGGAGUUAUAGCGGUUGCAAAAGCUGAUAUACUUCUUGACUGAAAAGCUACUACGUUUUUCUUCUCCGAUUUCAGAUUGUCAACUUCCUUCGUCAAACCUUUUAUUUGCUUUUUUAUAUUACGGACUUCAUCGAGAUGUUCAGGAUGCUUUUUUAUUUGUCCACAAUUAAAAUAAGACGUGCAAACGGGGGCGUAACAAGGAUUGUUAUUGCGAUUACCUUCCGCCCUGUGUCCGCGUAUGUGACAAUGGCUACAGAUUGUUCGGUAAGUUCCCGCAUUCAUUGGCACUGGCACUUCUACUUCAAGUUCUCUCAAAUGGGUUUCAAGAGCAAUCUUUUUAUCUUCCAGCAAUUGCAAUUUGUUAGUUACUUGUUCAAUUUUGUUUUCUUUCCACCCUUGAACUUCGGACAAAUCUGCUGUAAAAUUAAGUUGUUUGGGAAGGGCAGACGUAUUCGUACUUGUAUCAUCAUUUUCCGUGAAAGCGGCAAUCGGUCUCACCUUGUUAUUUACACUCGAAGAAAACGUAGGUUCGUUGAGAUCGUCGCGAAUUAACGAUUUCUUUCUAAUAAGUAACGGUGAAUCACUUCUACAAACUUUCAAAUUAAUUCUAUCGUAUGCUCCAACUGUAACAACGUUGUUGAAAGUAUCUGUUAGUUGAAAUUGUUCAUCAACAUUUGCAUGAAUAUUUAUGAAACAUCCUGAAUGAACAUCUUUAUAUGCAAUUCGAAUUUCGUCGUCGUGCAAUUCAUUGAAACAAGGUAUUGCAGAUUUAAUACGUUCGACAAGUAAUCUGUAUUCUUUAAUAGGUUUUUCAAGAAAAACACUCGCGUAUCUAUCCCCUAAAUAAUUGACUAAAAGUUGAAACAUUGUAUUGAAUUGUUGUCCGUCUGCUCUUGGAGUGAGAUGCAAAUUGCGCGCAAAUUUGCAAUUAUCAAAUAGCAAUUUACCUCGACAGUUGGAAAUUGCACGACACAAAUGUCAAUCAAAAUUGCAAAAUUGUAUAUCAUUAUAGCAAUGUUAAGGUCAAAGGCGAACCGGAUUUGACUGUAAAUGAACCUGUAAAAGUGUAAACCCAAUAGACAAUAUGCUUUUACUUUUAUAAAGUCGUUGACAUUGUGUUGUUUGAAUCCGACUACAAUUUAUGAUGCAACUCCGAUGUAAAUAAUAUUUGGGGCGUAAAGAUUAAAUCUAGGCAAGUUUAUUGUUUAGGAGCGGUUAGUUUCAGAGUGUUUCUGUUCGAGUGUACUCCUGCGUUUAUUUUGUAUCAUCAACACUCUGCACGUUGGAGUGGACUAUUUCAUUAUUUAUUUAUUAUGCCGAACAUUGGGGGUGAAAUUGCUUCGUCCAAAUUGUUUCGUAAAAUUGCUUCGUAAAUAUUUAAAACAUUUCGUUUUCCAAUUCCCCCCCCCCCCCUAUUAUUCUUUCUCAGUUAUCUGCGCAAAUGGAGAUGCCAGAUGCAUAAAUUUGUUCUUUUGGUUUUUUAAUACGGAUUUUUACAGUAUUAACAAACUCUGCGUCUAAAAAUGAAAAUUUACGUUUGAUCAAGUUAACAUCUGCUAAAAUUAGAUAUAAAAAACGCUUUAAAAAUUCAAACGCAUUGUGUAAGAAGCGUCAUAUAUUCCUUCAUACUAAUGAAUUUAAAAUUGUGCUGGUAUCAGAUUAUUAAAUCAUAAUAUAUACAAUACCGAGGAGCGAAGAAGAAUGAGCCUGGGUAUCAAGUGACGUUUUUGUCAACAUGGACGUCAUCCAAAAAUUGGUAUAAGUAAUUUUGGCGACAUUUUGCAUCAGCGUUCAUGUAAAUGAGCAAAAAACUGUAAAAAUCUUACGUUUUGUCAUAUAUGUUGAAGAUUACCACAAACUGACACAAACACAUGCAGUUUUUAAUCCAGUGCCCCCUCGGAAAUCUGAUGUCCAUUACAGGUCUGACCUUCAAAAAUUGAAUAGAAAUAAAUUGGAAUAACUGCAUUUUAAUUGUACAAUAAUGCUAAAUCUUAUUAAAUUGGAAAAUAUUUGUUAUAUUAUCAAAGAUUAUUUCUGUCUUAAGGGGGUCCAGUCGUCCCCCCCCCCCCAAAUUGCAUGGGGACGUUAACAACGAGGACAGAGCUAAGGGUCCCAUGAGUCCCUCUUCCACUAUACACGCCCUUGAUGGCAAUAUAUUGUUUGUGACUCGACUUUAUAUUGUCUUGUUAACAAUUUUUUAUUUGUAUUUUCAGGCAGUGGGUCAAAACUAAUACGAAACAUAAUGGAAAGUCGGUCUCUGUGAAGACUUUUUGCAAGCUACUCUGGGAUAUACUUCCUGCUAAUACAAGGCACAGAGAACAAAUGGAGGUAUGUACAGUAUCGGGUUAUGGCCGAUUUCGAUGAUGGUCGCUUUGCCCUCGUAGGGCGAGCGACCUAUCCAAGGCGCUGUUUACACGAUUUCGGGUAUUAGGGACACCUUACCCCCCCCCCCCCCCCCCAGAGGCAAAAUUAUAUCAUCAAGUGUUUAUAUGGAAAGUUUUCAACUCUUCUCGACUGGUAGCGUCACCCUGGCGGUAGCGACACCCUGUUUACGAAACAGGAUUAUUAUUAUUAUUAUUUAAUAUUAUUAUUAUUUAAUAUUAUUAUUAUUUAAUAUUAUUAUUAUUUAAUAUUAUUAUUAUUUAAUAUUAUUAUUAUUUAAUAUUAUUAUUAUUAUUAUUAUUGAAUACAAAGAUUAUUGAAUAUUAUUAUUGACCGAAUCAUACAAAGUCUACUGGAAAAUUUAAAGGAUCAAACCACCCCGAUAAAGUCUUUGCUAAGCUUGUGCUAGAAGGUCAAAUCAACUCGGCCCUUCGCUUCCUGAGUGAAACCUCAAAUGGCUGCGUGUUAACGUUAACUGACGAUGUAAUGACGCAAUUAAAACAGAAGCAUCCUGAGCCACAACCGGCAAAACUCGGAUCAGUGUUAUUUGGCCCGCUCAAUGACGAGAUACCUGAAUCUGUCUACUCGGAGAUCAAUGUUGAGAUGGUUAGACAAGCCGCUUUGAGAACAAAGGGAUCCGGAGACCCAUCUGGUGUCGAUGCUAACGGCUUUAGAAGAAUGUUGGCAUGUAAGUCCUUUAAGCAAUCAUCUACAAGACUGUGCGAAGCUAUAGCCAGAAUGACCAAGACUUUGUGCACACAAUAUAUCGAUCCUACCACUAUUGAAGCAUUGAUUGCUAGUCGUUUAAUUCCCCUAGACAAAUACGAAGGUGUGGUAAGACCUAUUGGAGUAGGAGAGGUAAUAAGGAGGAUAAGUGCAAAAUGUGUUAUGAGCUUUGCAAAGAAGGAUGUUGUGGAAGCAAGUGGAUCGUUACAAUUAUGCGCUGGGCAAAAGUCUGGAAGUGAGGCUGCAAUACACCCUGUUUGA